This is a messenger RNA of Prinia subflava (tawny-flanked prinia), 3401 nucleotides long. It is a transcript of the gene CWC22, whose product is annotated as CWC22 spliceosome associated protein homolog. Bases 454 to 3174 code for a protein of 906 amino acids. Gene Ontology annotation, biological process: mRNA splicing, via spliceosome. Gene Ontology annotation, cellular component: catalytic step 2 spliceosome. Gene Ontology annotation, molecular function: protein binding; RNA binding. The transcript is spliced from 20 exons. Lineage: Eukaryota; Metazoa; Chordata; Aves; Passeriformes; Cisticolidae. The record is from RefSeq and is a predicted model, not a curated record.
GCCUGGGGCCGCGGGUGUGCGGGACUCGGCGGGGCGCGGCGGGGCCCCCCUUCCCACCAGCCCCCAGUGGAUCCGGGGGAGCCCCUGAGCUGGGUGGUCCCGCGGGUCGGGUAUCGGGGCCUGCCCCGCUGUGCCGGCCCUCGGCAGCGGGCGGGAGGCCCGGGCCGGGCGGUGAGGCGGCCCCGCCGGGAGCGCGGCGGGCGGGCCCGGGCCCCGCCGGGAGCCGUGCGCGGGGUCGGUGGGCAGGGCCCCAGCCGGGCCCGGCCGCUCGCUGGAGGCCGCCUGUGCCGGUGAGCUCCCGGCUGCGCCUGUGCUGACCGCAGGGAAGCGGAACAGACCCGGGGGAGCCUUUUCGUUUAAGGACUUGUGUGGAAUGGUUUUCAUAUGCUGAGCUCCAGCUUGUAUUACCUCAUUGCUGCACGUUGAGAACUUGGUAAAAAGCAGGAAGUCGAGAUGAAGAGCAGGGUGACACAAGUAAAUCAUGGUUCGGGCCACGAAAGGAAGGAAAACUACAGCUCCCGACAUGGAAGUUUGUCUCCAGAGGACAGUAGGGGCAUGGAGCGUAACAGGUCUCGGUCUCCGUCUCCCAGGAAGAGGAGGUACUCUGAUGACAGCAGAUACGAUGAGGAGUAUUCAAGACGGGAAUACUACGAUGACAGAACUUCAGAUGGAAGGAGGAUGGAAAGGGGGAGAGACAGACACUAUGAGAGAUGGGAGGACAGAGAGUAUGAUCGAAGGAAGCAGAGAAGAUACUCGUCACCUGACCGCAGGAGUCCAGAGAGGUCGACAGGCCAGAGCUCACUGGCUCACGAUGAGCCCACCUCAAAGAAGAAGAAAGAAGAGGUGGAUCCAAUCCUCACUCGCACAGGCGGUGCGUACAUUCCACCUGCCAAGCUCAGGAUGAUGCAAGAGCAAAUCACGGAUAAAAAUAGCUUGGCAUACCAGAGGAUGAGUUGGGAAGCCUUGAAGAAAUCAAUCAAUGGUCUUGUGAAUAAAGUCAACGUUUCUAAUAUAGAAAACAUAAUUCAUGAGCUCCUUCAGGAGAAUAUUGUUCGGGGAAGGGGGUUGCUGUCAAGAUCCAUUUUGCAAGCUCAGAGCGCCUCUCCGAUUUUUACUCAUGUUUAUGCAGCUCUUGUGGCAAUUAUCAAUUCAAAGUUCCCAAAUAUUGGUGAAUUGAUCCUCAAGAGGCUGAUUCUGAAUUUUCGUAAAGGGUAUCGCAGGAAUGACAAGCAACUCUGUCUAACAUCUUCAAAAUUUGUUGCACAUUUGAUGAAUCAGAAUGUGGCCCACGAGGUUUUAUGUUUGGAAAUGCUCACUUUGCUGCUUGAAAGGCCUACUGAUGACAGUAUUGAAGUUGCAAUUGGAUUUAUUAAAGAGAGCGGGCUCAAAUUAACAGAAGUUUCUCCUAGAGGUAUUAAUGCAAUCUUUGACCGCCUCCGACACAUUCUGCACGAGUCGAAGAUCGAUAUGCGUGUGCAGUACAUGAUAGAAGUCAUGUUUGCUGUGCGGAAGGAUGGCUUCAAGGAUCACCCAAUCAUCCCAGAGGGAUUAGAUCUGGUGGAAGAGGAGGAUCAGUUUACUCAUAUGUUGCCAUUGGAAGAUGACUACAACCCAGAGGAUGUUCUUAAUGUUUUCAAGAUGGAUCCGAACUUCAUGGAAAAUGAGGAGAAAUACAAAAUGCUGAAGAAAGAAAUUCUUGAUGAAGGUGACACUGAAUCUGAGGGAAAUGAAGAAGCUGGUAGUAGUGAAGAAGAUGAAGAUGAUGAUGAAGAGGAGGAUGAAGAUGGUCAGAAAGUUACUGUCCAUGACAAAACAGAAAUCAACCUGGUCUCCUUCCGUCGUACAAUUUAUCUGGCUAUUCAGUCGAGCUUAGACUUUGAAGAAUGUGCCCACAAACUGCUGAAGAUGGACUUCCCUGAAAGUCAGACUAAAGAACUCUGCAAUAUGAUACUUGACUGCUGUGCUCAGCAAAGAACGUACGAGAAAUUCUUUGGGUUACUGGCAGGGCGUUUCUGCAUGUUAAAGAAAGAAUAUAUGGAAUCCUUUGAAGCCAUUUUCAAGGAGCAGUACGAUACCAUUCAUCGAUUGGAAACGAACAAACUGAGGAACGUGGCCAAGAUGUUUGCUCAUCUCCUGUACACUGAUUCAAUUCCCUGGAGUGUCCUUGAAUGUAUAAUACUGAGUGAAGAAACUACCACAUCCUCCAGUAGAAUUUUUGUCAAAAUAUUCUUUCAGGAGCUCAGUGAAUAUAUGGGACUUCCUAAUUUAAAUGCAAGAUUAAAAGAUGAGACCCUGCAGCCUUUCUUUGAGGGAUUGUUGCCUCGGGAUAACCCAAGAAACACUCGCUUUGCCAUCAAUUUCUUCACUUCUAUUGGCCUUGGAGGACUAACGGAUGAAUUACGAGAACAUCUUAAAAAUGCACCAAAGUUGAUUAUGACACAGAAACAAAAUGUCGAGUCAUCAGAUUCCUCUUCAUCUUCAGACUCAGACUCUUCCUCAGACUCUGAUUCAGACAGCAGCAGCAGUAGUUCAGAGUCAUCCAGCAGCAGUGACUCCUCAUCCAGCAGUGACAGCAGCAGUGACUCAGAUGUUUCUAAAGCCAAAAGAAAGAGAACACAAAAGAAAAACAGAGAAUCUGAUAAAGUUUCCAGGAAGAAACAAGAAAGGAGAAGGAAAUCACCCGAAAAGAAAAUUGGAAGGAGGCAGCAAGAGGAAAGAAGUGAUACUGAGAGCAAAUCAGAAAGAAAUCACCGGCAUGUAAGGGAAUCGCACAGGAGAGAGGAUGUCUCAAAGCACCACCACAGAGACGAGCCCAACGGCAGAGACGGUUACCACAGCGGGAGGGACAGGAACCAUGAAAGAGGCAAGGAUCCAGAAAAUAAACACAGUAAUUCCAAACCGAAGAAAGCAGAAAGAAGAGCCUCCGUGUCUGACGAUGAAAACCACAGGCAUCGGAGCAAAGACGAGGGGCAUCGUAGCAGGAGAAGAGAGAGGUCCAAGUCCCGAGAGAGGGAGCGCGGCCACGGCAGCCCGCGGGAGGAGGAGCGGGAGGAGCGGCCCAGGAACGGCCCGGAGAAGCAGCGGGACAGGCAGGGCCGGGGCCCCGAGCAGCACCGGGAGCCGCGCAGGAGCGACGACAGGCGCCGGGAGAGCUCCCCGCACCGGCGGAAAUGACGGGCAGAGUGCGCUGCCAGAACUGCGCUGUAAAACCGCUCUCUGAAGUUUCUUUACAAAAAAGAUUUUGUACAAAGCCAUGGUUUGCAUUUGUAAAUUUUACCAGACUUUUUCAGAUUUUCAGUACCUCUUUUUUAUAACUGUAACGUUGGGUCUUUCUGUUAUGUUCUUUGUUUGGAAAGACAAAGCUCUUUAUUUUGUGAAUAAAACAGUAAGAUACCGGCAAA